Cordyceps militaris CM01 is the source of this 3282-nucleotide messenger RNA. RefSeq names its product PtaB protein. The record is from RefSeq and is a predicted model, not a curated record. Gene Ontology annotation, biological process: negative regulation of transcription by RNA polymerase II; positive regulation of transcription by RNA polymerase II. Lineage: Eukaryota; Fungi; Ascomycota; Sordariomycetes; Hypocreales; Cordycipitaceae. The transcript has 8 exons. Bases 1 to 3282 code for a protein of 1093 amino acids. Gene Ontology annotation, cellular component: transcription regulator complex; nucleus.
AUGGGGUUGUCCCAGCCACACACACACGCGCCGCGCGCGCGCGCCGCGCACCCAAAAACUCCUUUCGCGGGUGACCUGGGCUCCACUACCGACCCUGUGCGACAAGGAAAGGUUCUGGCCUCGGGCCGAAAGAGAGAGGGCAGGAAGGGAGAUGGGCGGGCGCCCACCCCCCAGUCCCCCCAGUCAGGGCCGCCACGGUCCCCGUCAUCUCGCCCGUCUCCAUCAAAGGAAUCACUCCACGAGUGCUAUUUGCCCUUGCCUCAUCUAUUCUCUUCGCUCGCUUCUCCCUUGCUUCUUGGUCCUUCUCUUGUGCUUGUUCAUCGCCAAACCCCCCGGACACUUGGAGGCACUGCCAUCUUCACUACAGCGCUCCUAGCGCCUGGGUCAGCGCGGCCAACAUCUCCCACCCUAUCGCCGGCCUUGGCUUCUUACGGUUGCCGCGCUCUCCCGUCGGCAUCGUCUCUUCGCGCCUCUUCGCGCCUUCUAGCCUCCUAUAGCUCCUCAUUGUCCGGCCAUCGCUUCCUCGCUAUCCGCACGCGCGAACCAUCGUGGUCUUGGCCUCAGGCUUCGUCCAGUGGCGCCGUGUCUGGUAUCACCGUCACGCCAUUUGUCACGCACCCGCUACCGCGCGCUCCCAUCAUCGCUGUCGCUCCGAAAGGACUUGUUGUCGCGAUUUCACUCUCUUCGUCCACGGCAAAUAAUUGUGAUUCCGCCCGAUCUCGACCUACUCGCUUUUUUCCCUCCUCGCUUCGUCCGGUCGCAUCCCCAGCCACGACUCAAGCCCUCGGAGCCCGCGACGUUCGCCGAAGCCCACGCGCCGACACCCUCAUCGCCAUUCAUCUUGCACGACGUCUAUUUACUGCCUACACGUCCAUAACACGCACUCGUUGCGCCCCGCGUUCGCGUUCGCCGACUUCCCAUCGACGCAUCCGAUUUGCCCGUCAAGCUAUGAUGGCCACGAGUAUGGGCCCAAACUUUCAGGGCCAUCCCGCCGGCAUGGGACAUCCAGGCGUAACCGGUCAUCCCAUGGGUCCCGGUAUGAAUGCGAACGGUGGACAGCCAGGUACGCCUGGCGGUGGCAUGCCUCAUCAGUUUGCUGGCAACCCUAUGGCCGCUGGUAAUCCGGCCGCUAUGAACCCGGCCAUGAUGGCGGCCAUGCAGCAGCACGGAGGAGGAAACCACAACCUUCAAGCUGCAUUCCAACAUUUGAGCCCUGCUCAGCAGCAAGCCUUGCAGCAGCAGCAGCUGCAAAACCAAUUCGCCAAUCAGGGUGCGGUGGCUCAGAUGCGUCAGCAGCAAGUUUUCGUCCAGCAACAACGACAGGCCUUGAUGGCUCAGCAGGCUAUGGCCCAGAACAGUGGCAUUCCACCCAACAACAUGGGCGGCAAUGGCAUGGCUGCUAACGGUAUGCCUAUGAACAUACAGCUUACCCAACAGCAGAUGCAGCAGCUGCGACAGGGCGGGCGUAUUAACCCUAUGCAACAUCCCCAGGCGCAGCAGCAUGCCGCCCUCAUGGCGCAGCAACUGGCUCUGCACCAACAGCAACAGCACGCCGCCGCGCAGAACCAGAUGCAGCAGGGAGGCAACCCCCAGCAGAUGCAGAUAAACGCACAAGCCCUACAACAUCUGCAACAACAGCAGGCCCAGGCCCAGCAGCAGGCUCAGCAACAGCAGCAGCAACAACAGGGUGGUCCCAAUGCACAGGCACAGAUGGGUGGCCAACAAGGCCAGCAGCAGGGUCCCCAAGGGCAGCAGAACCAGCAAGGUCAACAACCAGGCCAACAGGGUCAACAGCCCCAAGGCCAGGGCCAACCUGGUCAGCAACAAGCCCAAGCCCAAGCCCAAGCCCAGGCACAAGCACAGGCACAAGCUCAGGCACAGGCCCAAGCUCAAGCUCAAGCUCAGCAGCAGGCCCAGCAGCAGGCGGCUGGUCAAGCCCAGCAGCGACAACAAACGCCCGCGCAAGGCUCGCAGGCCGGCACUCCUGCGCCCACUGGCCAUCAGUCUCAGCAGCAGCCUCAGCCUCAACAGCACCCCCUGCUUGCGCAACACAUGACCGCCGCCCAGCACAUGGCCAUGAACACGACUUAUAUGCAGCAGCAGCGUAGGGAGCAAAUGAAGGCUCAAUGUCUGAUGAGGCUGUCCCAGCUGAGUGAGUUGUUGAGCGGCUAUCCGGGAGCCCGAAGCAGAGACGAUCUCGGCUACUGGAACGAGCUGGUGAUGCGUUUCUUUUCGAGAUCAGCCGUUUUCCGCCACACUCUCCACGCCAGCGCAGAGGGCGAAGAGACGGGUCCCCGCCAGUACGACAUUACUUUCCCGGCCAUCGCGCGAUACUUCCAUACCCACUUUGGCAGCGGCGUCAAGUCGAUGCAGAUCACUUUGGGACAAGGAACUGCUGACAGACCUCUACCUGGUGACGGGUACCAGAUUGAAAACCCCAGGGCGAGCAUGAUCUACUGGUUCGAAACGGGGUCACAUCUGGUAUCGAGCGGCAACCUGCGCGUCGUGUUUGACAACGAACAGAGAAUGGAGGUGUUUGAGUUCUUGGCCACCAGCCACGAAGAAUUCAUCGCCCGAAAGCAAGUCAUUGACGCUGCCAAGCCGGCCCACGUCUGGAUGAAGGAAUGGCACAAGGUAAACUCGACCGAUAGCAAACAGUCGCCCGAAAUGUCCAAGAAGGGCAAGGGCAAGCAGCUCAAGUCGCCGCAGAGGGAGCCUCCAGAGGUCCUCAAUGACUUACCCGAUUCCGCCGUUAAUAGACAGGGUGUUACCGAAGCGGUCUAUCAGUUCCUGGAGAUAGUAGAAGUCAUGGGCCAGAUGAACCCGCUCUUCAACUUUACUCACAACAACCCUGGCCUCGGUCCGUAUGCUGCACUCGACCAGUACGUUUCCACGUUUAUCAACGCCGCCCCCGGGCAGAUGAACGGUCAAGUGCCUCAGGGUCCUCCGAGAACGCCCAGCUUUAGCCAGUUUCCCAUGGGAGCCAGUCCGGCCGCGGCCAACAUGAACCUCCCUGGUUCACCUCACGUGGGCAGUCCAGCGCCUGGCCAGAUUCAGGCCCCUGGCAUGCAGCUCCAGCAGAGCCAGCAAGGAACGAGCUCGAGCGGGCCGAGCGCUAAUACGUCGCCGGCUUCUAAUAAGCGCAGGAGACCGUCAGCCGUUAAGAUCGAGGAGGACGUCUCUGGAGCGGGAACGCCGGGAUCCCAAGUCAACGGUACUGGUAACAGAAACAAGCCAGCUACGCCGCGCAUGCCAAAACGUGUCAAGGGAAAUCCGUCAUGA